AUGACAAGUCUAUCGGAGCAGGACAUACUCGCCCAACACAUCGCAACCCCCAUAGUCAAGAUUAAUUACUUUCAACUCUUCCGAUAUGCGACCAAGAAAGAUUUGUUCAUUAUCGGCGUAUCCUUUCUUGCUGCGAUCAUCGCCGGGGCAAUCACAACAAUGCCGGCCCUGUUAACAGGCUUGUUGAUUGGCAGCAUACAAAACAGCUGGUCCGGUGGAUCAUCCCAAGACAGGUCCAAUAGCGAAUUGACGCGCUUCACAAUUUACUUCGUAUACCUUUUUCUGGGCGAAAUAGUGUCAUGCUACAUUGCGAAUAUCGGAUUCAUCCGCACUGGCAUCAUAUUAUCGAGUCGGAUCAGAGAACGGUACUUGGCCGCGCUUCUGAGUCAAAACAUUGCCUUCUUCGACAACAUCGGAGCCGGAGAAAUAUCCACUCAUAUUUCCGCCGACGCAAAUCUGAUUCGAGAUGGUAUUUCCGAGAAAGUCAGCGUGGCCGUCCAGUGCUCCGCAUCGGUUGUCGCAGCUUUUGUCAUAAGUUUCAUACGAGAUUGGAGGUUGACCCUCAUUUUGGCCUCCAGCCUCGUAUGCAUCGCCCUGGUAUUUGCUGCCGCCGGUAUAAUGCUCACAAAGUAUCGCCAGCAAUGGUUGGGAGAGACCGCAGAAUCUGAACGGUCGUGGGGCUCAAUGCGCAAUCUGAGCUUGUGGCUCGAUACGAUGGCUGUCUCAGCUAAAGCUGAACGCUUUGCAAAUAAUGCCAGGCUGAUAUCUGGCGCCCUGCUCGGUGCUGUUUUUGCCGUUAUUUACCUGGCUAUCGGUUUAGGGUUCUGGAUGGGUUCGCGCUUCCUAGUAGCGGGCACAUCCUCGUACGUCGAUAUCUUGACAAUUAUCCUCGCGACCGUGACCGGUAUCGCCUGUCUCGGUGGCAUCGUUCCUCCACUUCAAGUAUUUACUAUUGCCACGGCUGCUGGAUCGAGACUGUACAGCACCAUCGACCGAAGGCCUCCAGGGACCGCCAAUCGUUCUUCUGAAGGAAGGUUGGACAGUGUGCUUGGUCAUAUUGAGUUGCAAAAUGUGAGACACAUUUACCCCUCAAGACCAGAUAUCGUCGUUUUGGACAACUUGAGCUUGGAUAUUGAGCCAGGAAAAACGACAGCUAUAGUUGGACCAUCCGGAUCCGGAAAAAGUACAAUAAUCGAACUUCUCGAGCGUUUCUAUGACCCCGUUGCCGGCGAUAUUCUCUUGGACGGUCACAACCUCUCAGAAUUGAGCCCAAAUUGGUUGAGACAGCAAAUCUCGCUGGUCCAACAAUCACCGACAUUGUUUGCUACGACUAUCUUCGAGAACAUCCGGUAUGGCCUGGUUGGCACGCGGGAUGAAAACGCAUCAAAGGAAGAUAUCGAAAAUAUUGUUUAUGAUGCCACUCGCCUCGCAAAUGCCCACGACUUUAUCACCAAAUUACCUGACGGCUACGAUACCCUUGUCGGCGAGGCCGGCGUGUUGCUUUCUGGUGGCCAGAAACAGCGCAUUGCCAUCGCUCGCGCCCUCAUUUCCGAUCCUCGAAUUCUUCUCCUUGAUGAAGCCACCUCGGCCUUGGACUCGACGAGUGAAUCCAUUGUUCAAGCUGCAAUCGAAAAAGCGUCUCAAGGGAGAACGACGAUUGUUGUAGCUCAUCGCUUGUCAACUGUCAAAUCCGCGGACAAGAUUAUCGUCUUGUCUGGAGGUCAGCUUGUUGAACAAGGCACUCAUGACUUUCUUCAAAAUAUAAAUGGAGUUUAUAGUCGGCUGGCCAAAUCACAGGCUGUUAACUUGAGCGAGAAGAAAUCUCCCGACGAUGAUGAUUCUUUGGGGGUUUGCAUCCAUCAUGUUAAGUCUGUCGAUGAAGAGACAGAAAAGGAGCAUCCGCCGCUUGGCGGAAGCGGAAGUCCUUUAUUUGGCACAAUGCAUAAGGGCGCAGAUACUCUCGAGAGUCUGGAUCGGCCACGCCAUCAGUAUUCGAUGCAGACCCUUCUGAGGUUUGUGAAUAGUUUCCACAAGGACUCUAUGAUAUUGGUGUCAAUGGGGUUUCUCGCUUCAAUCCAAACAGGAGCUGGAGCACCCGUCCAGGCAGUGUUUCUAGCCAAAUGUCUUGUGGCACUCGCCAGACCUCCCGCUGAAUUCCCGCAGCUUCGGUCUGAGACAAAUCUAUGGGCUGGAAUGCAUGUCGUCCUGGCUCUCGUACAGUUCUUCGCCUACUCGGCUCAAGCUUCUGCUCUCGGAAAAUGUACAGAGAGGCUUAUCCGUCGUCUCGGUGACCUCUCCUUCCGGGCCCUUCUCGACAAAGACAUGUCUUUCUUUGACAUGGAGGAGCACGGUGUGGGCGCAUUGGUGUCAUUUCUCGGAACUGAGCCAGCCAGUAUGGCAGGCAUGGGUUGCUACGCGAUUGGGAAUUACAUCAUGGCACUGACAACUCUCAUCGGUGCCAUCGCAACCAGCAUAGCUGUCGGAUGGAAACUUGGACUUGUCGGUGCAGCUACAGUACCUGUUCUUUUGAUGUGUGGAUUCCUUCGAUUCCGCGUCAUGGCUCAGCUUGAGGCCCAUCUUCGCCAAGUGUAUCAAGAAACAGCAUCAUUGGCCAGUGAAGCGGUCUCGGCCAUCCGCACCGUCAUAUCUCUGAAUCGUGAGUCCAGGGUUGCAGCAGUAUUCCACGAUAAGCUAGCCGAACAAGACUCGAAGAGCAUUCGCUCAAGCCUGACAUCUUCGGGCCUCUUCGCGUUUUCACAAUCGGCACCCUUGCUGUGUACUGCACUUGGCUUAUGGUAUGGUGGCACCCUCGUGAUCAGCGGGGAGUAUGGAUUGUUUCAGUUUAUCCUGAGUUUUGCUGCUGUUAACAUUUGCGGUGAUGCUGCUGGCUCGAUAUUUAGCAGCUCGCCAGAUCUCGCAAAGGCAAAGCUUUCGGCCACCCGACUUAAAGGGCUAUUGGAUCGACAACCACGGCGCCGAUUGGACUUUGUCGAACCUCAACCUCUUUUGCAAGGAACCAUUGAAUUCCGGAAUGUCCACUUUUCGUAUCCUACGCGUCCCGAUCGGCAAGUACUAAACGGUCUCGAUCUCACUGUACACAAGGGUAAAUACAUCGCCCUAGUUGGACCCAGUGGAUGCGGGAAAAGCACCAUUGUUGCACUUUUAGAGCGUUUCUACCAUCCACUAGCCGGCCUUGUCACAAUGGAUGGUCUGGAUCUCUCCUCAAUGGAUAUGAGCGCAUACCGCAAUCAAGUGGCACUCGUGAAUCAAGAGCCCACACUCUUCCAAGGCACCAUCCGAGAUAAUCUGCUCCUCGGACUCGAUGCAUCGAAGUAUUCCCAGGAAGAAUUGGAGACCAUCUGCAAGGAUGCGAAUAUCCUUGAUUUUAUCCAUUCACUGCCGUAG
This is a messenger RNA of Penicillium mononematosum, 3405 nucleotides long. Its product is annotated as ABC transporter B family protein. NCBI's taxonomy places the organism in Eukaryota, Fungi, Ascomycota, Eurotiomycetes, Eurotiales, Aspergillaceae. The transcript is spliced from 2 exons. Gene Ontology annotation, cellular component: membrane. Gene Ontology annotation, biological process: transmembrane transport. The record is from RefSeq and is a predicted model, not a curated record. Gene Ontology annotation, molecular function: ATP binding; ATP hydrolysis activity; ABC-type transporter activity. Bases 1 to 3405 code for a protein of 1134 amino acids.